Messenger RNA from Castor canadensis (American beaver), 1916 nucleotides. RefSeq names its product sorting nexin 6 (gene Snx6). Gene Ontology annotation, molecular function: dynactin binding; phosphatidylinositol binding. The record is from RefSeq and is a predicted model, not a curated record. NCBI's taxonomy places the organism in Eukaryota, Metazoa, Chordata, Mammalia, Rodentia, Castoridae. Gene Ontology annotation, biological process: intracellular protein transport; retrograde transport, endosome to Golgi. Gene Ontology annotation, cellular component: endosome.
AUGUCUCCCUUUGUGUUCCCCAUUCCAUCCUCUCCCCGGCGUGCCGGGCCCGCGGACCCAGCAGGAAGGCCUGGACGACGGCCCGACUUCCUCUCGGAGGAAGACCGCGGACUUAAAGCAAUAAAUGUAGAUCUUCAAAGUGAUGCUGCUCUGCAGGUGGACAUUUCUGAUGCCCUUAGUGAGAGGGAUAAAGUAAAAUUCACUGUGCACACAAAGAGUUCAUUGCCAAAUUUUAAACAAAGUGAGUUUUCUGUUGUUCGACAACAUGAGGAGUUCAUUUGGCUACAUGAUUCCUUUGUUGAAAAUGAAGACUAUGCAGGUUAUAUUAUUCCGCCAGCACCACCAAGACCUGAUUUUGAUGCUUCAAGGGAAAAACUACAGAAGCUUGGAGAAGGAGAAGGGUCAAUGACAAAGGAGGAAUUCACAAAGAUGAAACAGGAGCUGGAAGCUGAAUAUUUGGCUAUAUUCAAGAAGACAGUGGCAAUGCAUGAAGUGUUCCUAUGUCGUGUGGCAGCACAUCCUAUUUUGAGAAAAGAUUUAAAUUUCCAUGUCUUCUUGGAAUAUAAUCAAGAUUUGAGUGUGAGAGGAAAAAAUAAAAAAGAAAAACUCGAAGAUUUCUUUAAAAACAUGGUUAAAUCAGCAGAUGGAGUAAUUGUUUCAGGUGUAAAGGAUGUAGAUGAUUUCUUUGAGCAUGAACGAACAUUCCUUUUAGAAUAUCACAACCGAGUUAAGGACGCAUCUGCUAAAUCUGAUAGGAUGACAAGAUCCCACAAAAGUGCUGCAGAUGAUUACAAUAGAAUUGGUUCUUCACUGUAUGCUUUAGGAACUCAGGAUUCUACAGAUAUAUGCAAGUUUUUCCUCAAAGUUUCAGAACUGUUUGAUAAAACAAGAAAAAUAGAAGCACGAGUGUCUGCUGAUGAGGAUCUCAAACUUUCUGACCUUUUAAAAUACUACUUAAGAGAAUCUCAAGCAGCCAAGGAUCUCCUCUAUAGAAGAUCUAGGUCGCUGGUGGAUUAUGAAAAUGCUAAUAAAGCAUUGGAUAAGGCAAGAGCAAAAAAUAAAGAUGUUCUGCAGGCUGAAACCUCGCAACAGUUAUGUUGUCAGAAGUUUGAAAAAAUAUCUGAAUCUGCAAAACAAGAACUUAUAGAUUUUAAGACAAGAAGAGUUGCUGCAUUCAGAAAAAAUUUAGUGGAACUUGCAGAAUUAGAACUGAAGCAUGCGAAGGGUAACCUCCAGCUGCUGCAGAACUGCCUGGCAGUGUUAAAUGGAGACACAUAAGCCGCACUUCACCUUCCUGUUAAAAAGGGCUGCCUUCCUUCAGAUCUUAUUUUUGUUCUCCUAAUGAUGUUAGCAUUUAUGCUCACUGGAAACAGCAACAAAAUAGUUGACACAGAGCAUCUCCUCCUCUUUUUUCUGGGAAACAGCAAAGCAGUGCUGUGCACAGGCAAAGCCUCUUGUGUGGUGGGAUGAAGCCCCGUGUCCCCUGGACAGCGGUCCGUCGUCGUGCGCUCCUCGCACUCAUAAGCCCAAAGUUCAGUCUCUUUUUUUUUUUUUUAAGUAAGCCCUAUAACUGUUUAUUUUAUAAAUAGUAAUCCUUAUGGCUGCCAAUCUUAGUUUCCUUCAAGUCUUCUCUGAAAUUUAAUCAUUUCAGAAUACAUCAUUCAGACAAAGAUUGCCUUUCUUGACUGUCUUUUAAACUUUGUUUCUGAAAAGCCUUGGAGGGCCUUUAGUUUUCUCAUGUAUCCUUGUAAAGCAUCUGAAUUACUUACUUUUAACUAAUCCACAUAGAAGUUUUGGACCAGCCUUUAUGUACUCUUUGUAAGUAUGGUUUCUGAACAAAAGCAAAUGCAUUAGUAUGUUUGCCUUAAACUUGUAGACUAAACCAAUUAUUGUAAAAUAACCAGCGAUAACAGUGA